Messenger RNA from Dermacentor albipictus, 2373 nucleotides. Its product is annotated as cholinesterase-like. Gene Ontology annotation, molecular function: acetylcholinesterase activity. Gene Ontology annotation, cellular component: plasma membrane. Lineage: Eukaryota; Metazoa; Arthropoda; Arachnida; Ixodida; Ixodidae. The record is from RefSeq and is a predicted model, not a curated record. Gene Ontology annotation, biological process: choline metabolic process; acetylcholine catabolic process.
GCGAGUACGCAGUUCACAAUCGCCCGCAGCAAAUCAACCACCCACGGUUGCCGUAGGAGUUUCUUCGCCUUGAAACGUCUUCGCCUUCGCCUUGAACGAGUCGCAGGCGCUCGUUCUCUUUCUGACAACGGCAUCUCGCAGCCAUGUUCAAAUGGCUUCACAAGGAUGGGAGCAACGACGACGCGGCGAAGAGCCUGCUUCCGGCCGCCAUGUCACCUCUCUCGAUGACACAAUCUCCGCACACGGCCUCCACGUCUAUGGGGGGCGAGCUGCCCUUCACGUCCGGUGGGAACUAUCGCACAGCGCUGAGAGGAACGGUGCUGGGGGUCACCGGACACAGCGCUGCGCAAAACACCAGUGGACACGUGAUUUCCGAGGCGGCCCACAGUUUCUGGAGCAUGCGCUCCGGGAGGCACAGUUCGCACUCUUACCUGCGAAAUGUGCACACCCGGGACCUGGCAUUCCUGGUGGCGCUCAUCCUUGCUGCGAGCUUUGUGGCACUGAUGCUGGUCGUGGCAUUCCGAGGCGGACAGGAUGGCAGCGAUCACGUGCUCGCGGUCGGUCGCUUUGGCGUGUACUACGGCACCAGGGCCAUGGUGUCCGGCGUGGCCGUGGGUGCUUUUCUGGGCGUUCCGUACGCCGACCCACGAACGCUGCGCUUCGGAGCACCCGUGCCCUGGCACCGCGAGCAGGAGAUGUUCGACAACACAUCGCCCGCACCGAGUUGCGCUCAGACGUUGCCAAGCCUUGACGAGAUGAAUGCGAGCACAUCGGAGGACUGCCUGCACCUCAACAUCUGGGCUCCGGCAUGCGGAUCUCGCACAUGCAGCGGCAAUAGGACGGUCGUCGUCUUCAUCCACGGCGGCUUCUUCCAGACGGGCAGCAACAACGACCCUCACUACGACGGCCGUGCGCUCGCCGCCUUAGGUGACGUAGUCGUCGUAGUGCCCAACUGGCGGCUGGGUGUGCUGGGCUUCCUUAGCCUGGCGCGCAGCGACGAAGUGCCCAUCAACGCCGGCCUGCUGGACCAGGCCGAGGUACUGCGCUGGACGGCCAGAAAUGUGGACGCCUUUGGUGGCAACAAGUCCGACUUGGUGGUCGUCGGCCACGGGUCCGGCGCCUCUGCUCUCGCUUACCACCUGAUGCUCGGCCACGGCCUGAGUGACGUCGCUCCGAUCCUCAAGGUUGUGUUCAUGAGCGAGAGCCCAAUGACCAGGUAUCCGGUGCCCAACGGAGGCCAGGAAAGCGCCCAGAGCGAGUACCCGAACGCGUCGGUGCGACUUCUGUGCGAGCAAAAUAAUUCCAGCCUGCUGAGCUGCCUGCGUAGGCUCCCAGUGGAGGAACUGUUGCGGAGGCAGCGCGGAGACCCGCGAGAGCUGCCAAAGUUCUUCCCCGUGCUGCCCGUGAUGUGGCCGACCAGGUUGUGGAAAGAUCUGAAGAUGCCUCGUAACGUGACGGUUCUCCUGGGAUUCUCGGAGUACGAGGGGCCGGACCUGAUGCACUUCUUCCAACGUUUCUUCCACCUGGGUGGCGAGCCAAGCCUGCACGAGCAUGUGCGUUCCAUCCUCAUGCUACUUCGCUUCUCGUCCGCCGAAGCUACGGCUAUACUUGACCAGUACUUCGAGGCGCAGGGUGCCAAGAACACCAGCUGGCUCGAGCAGCUCUUGUCCGACCUGCUGGCUGUGUGUCCGGUGCGCUUCUACGCGGAACGCCUGCGAGCCUCGGGCAACAACGUGCAUGGCUACGUUCUGCACUGCAAGAACGUUAACGGACAGUGCAUCAAGCCUCCAAGGGACUACGCCGCACGGCUGCUUUUUGGGUCCCCUCUGGUGCUGGACCCGUCGUCUUUCGAGGAGCAGGCACUGAGCCGAAUCGUGAUCGCGCGCUGGGCGCAUUUCUUCAAGACUGGAUGGCUCAGACCAGUAAUCGGGUCCAUUAAUCAAGAAACCAUUCAGGUCAACAUGAUAUCGCUCACAAAGCCUGCGUCGACAUGGACACCGGACUUGCGUAAAGAAGCGUGCGAGAAACUUAGGCCGUACUUCUCUGCUUUUAUAGAGUGAUUGACCAGAGACACCCCUGACUAACUGCCAUUUGUGUAAGCUUAGUGAUAUUUGUUAGAAGUUUACUACUGUUUUCUUUUUUCAUUAUUGCUUUCUAUUGCGUUAGAAUUUGCAAUAGCCUGUUAGUGAGUUCAGCUUGACCGUAACUUUUCUGGGAUAUACCAAUGUGCUUAGUUCCUGCGGCGCGUUAUUUGUGCACGAGAACUUUCCGUUUAGACGAACUAUUGCAGAAAUGAUAGAACUAGGAGGCACGUUGGUGCUCAUACACGUCUCACGUACGGACUGUUUCGGAUAGCAGUGCUGACUGUGGGCA